Messenger RNA from Populus euphratica (Euphrates poplar), 1082 nucleotides. RefSeq names its product EKC/KEOPS complex subunit bud32-like. The transcript is spliced from 7 exons. Gene Ontology annotation, cellular component: nucleus; cytosol; EKC/KEOPS complex. The coding region runs from base 149 to 832 and encodes 227 amino acids. The record is from RefSeq and is a predicted model, not a curated record. Lineage: Eukaryota; Viridiplantae; Streptophyta; Magnoliopsida; Malpighiales; Salicaceae. Gene Ontology annotation, molecular function: ATP binding; protein serine/threonine kinase activity. Gene Ontology annotation, biological process: protein phosphorylation.
CGAGAGACUCGAGUUGACCCCAAAAAAUCGGAGAGAAAGAAAAGGUUGAAGCGAGAGGGUGAAGCAGUAAGCAGUGCCUGUCUCUCUGCUACCUCGGCUCGGCGGCGGCGGCUGAUCUUUCACUUUAUUAAACAGUACAAAGAACACCAUGGAGAUAGGCGCUGAAGAGGUUAAAGAUAGCUCCCUCAUUUUGAUCAAGCAAGGAGCUGAAGCGAGGGUUUUUGAGUCAAAUUUUGUUGGAAGGAGGUCUAUUAUAAAGGAACGUUUCUCGAAGAAGUACAGGCAUCCGACUCUGGAUUCUAAACUUACUCUCAAGCGUUUAAAUGCGGAAGCUAGAUGCAUGACAAAGGCAAGACGACUAGGGGUGUCUACUCCUGUGUUGUAUGCUGUGGACCCACUUCUGCAUUCUCUAACAUUUGAGUAUGUGGAGGGUCCUUCUGUGAAAGAUGUCUUCCUUGAAUUCGGGUUACAUGGUAUUGUGGAAGAGCGAUUGGAUGACAUCGCAAUGCAGAUUGGCGAUUCAAUUGGAAAACUACAUGACGGUGGUCUUAUUCACGGUGACUUGACCACAUCAAAUAUGCUAAUUCGGAUUGGUACCAAUAAAUUGGUCCUUAUUGAUUUCGGCCUUAGCUUCACAUCAACCCUCCCUGAGGACAAAGCUGUUGAUUUAUAUGUACUGGAACGAGCCUUACUUUCAAUGCAUUCUUCAUGUGGGAAUGUGAUGGACCGCAUUCUCGCCGGGUACAGAAAGUCCUCAAAGCAGUGGUCAUCUACGUUGAACAAGCUUGCUCAAGUUCGACAAAGGGGUCGGAAGCGCACCAUGAUUGGAUAAACUUUUUCCUCUAUUUGUUCCAUAUGAGGUAAAGAGAAAGAGGUGUCCGUUAAAGUGAUCAAAAUUAUGACAAUUUAUGUUGCUGCUGUAUUCUUAUGCAUAUGUAAUGAUUUACUACAAGUUGUUAUGCAUGAAACAAGUUUUCAUGCAUGGCCAGGGGUUCAGUAGUUUCGUUUUCAUGACAGUUUACUGUUAGAAGAAUUGAGGCAUCCAAAUCAAAUGAUAUCGCUGCGUGUGAAUUUUUUUUUUU